GUAAACUGGAUCAUUGAUUGAAGGGCAAAGGAACGUUUUUGAAAAACAAAAUGGACCAAACAGACUUCAAACUAACAACAUACACUGAAAGUGAUAUGUGGCCUUUAUCACUAAACCGGGUCUUGGCAUUAUUAUUACUGGUAGAAACGGUAUCUGGUUUAACAACGGGAGAAACGGCCACUCUGAAGUGUACAUUUCAAGGAACGAAAACGGACAUCUUGGAUCGUAAAUGGAUUAAAGUCCUGCCAAAUAACACUGACAUUUGUCUCCUAAGCUCAAAUAUCUCCCACUGGUAUCCCUGUAAUAAAGAGGAAGGCGGCAUCCAGAAACUUAGCGCUGGGGAGAACUGGCACGACGGCGAGAUUUCGUUAUCGAUUCAAAACCUGUCUGCGAGUGAUGCAGGGAUUUACCGGGCCGAAAUUGAAUUUACGAGCAGUCGGGGUAGAAGCUGCACGUUUCAUCUUCUACCGUCCGGGCACUCUACACUUAUUGAAGAGAAUACUCAAAUUAAGCAAGCGGCACUGGGCCACACAGCACAGUUGAAAUUCCCGUCAAGACGAAAUCUAGCCUCCGACCUUCUGCAUUUCAAACUUUUCAACGCCUUAAACACGAGUCUGGUGCAGUGCGGACACGACCGCGCUUGCAGUAGCAACCCGAACAGUGGGGCAGCGACACGCUUCUUGGGUCGUGUCACCGACAGUAGCAUUGUGGUUGCUAUAAACGCAACAAAACGUGAGGAUUCGGGCCUUUACCGGUUUGAAAUGGCUUACAAAACCGGACUUCCAACGACAGGACAGGUGUAUCUUAGAGUGUACAAGUCCCAAUUGCAAGACAAAGGUUCAGAAGAAGUAAGACCUACUGCUAUUGGAAAAGAUUUACCAGGAGUUAAGUCAAGCUGCUCCGCCAAGAAACAACUUGGAGUUUCUGUUAUAAUCCCGGUAGUUUUGGUAUGUCUGGUCACGCACCUGGGCAUUGACGACUUCCUGCCAUCUUGACCACAUGUCACAUGUAGUACUACUGAUUGCACUUAUAGCAAUAGGCUGACAUUCAAUAGAUAGAUAGAUAGAUAGAUAGAUAUAGAUAUCUGAUAACAUUGAAUGCACAUUAGCGAGAACUGCCAGAAAAUUGGUCAGUAUUAUUUUGGCUUGAAUCAUGUAAGUUAAAAAUUCAUGGUCAGCAUUUUUAAAGUUAAAACAGUCAGAGUUCUGAUAUUACCACCGAGUAGUUUGAGGAUGUUUUGAAGAACUAAAUUUUCUAACUGCAUCUUAGUGGCUUAUUGGGUGGGGUGGGGGUGUUGAGUCAGCUGCAUAUCAUACAAUAGGUCAGUAUAUAUAUAUAUAUAUAUAUAUAUAUAUAUAUAUAUA
Messenger RNA from Lingula anatina, 1364 nucleotides. RefSeq lists its product as uncharacterized. The record is from RefSeq and is a predicted model, not a curated record. NCBI's taxonomy places the organism in Eukaryota, Metazoa, Brachiopoda, Lingulata, Lingulida, Lingulidae.